Molecule: messenger RNA, 1594 nt
Organism: Wickerhamiella sorbophila
Lineage: Eukaryota; Fungi; Ascomycota; Dipodascomycetes; Dipodascales; Trichomonascaceae
Exons: 1
Coding region: 329-1594 (421 amino acids)
Source: RefSeq, a predicted model, not a curated record
UAUAUAUGUACUAGUUUGAAUACACCUGUUUACAUGCACCUGUUUGAAUACACCUGUUUACAUGCACCUGUUUAAAUACACUCGCCUACAUGCACUCGGUCUAUAUGCGCAUACAAACCAUGACCUGACCCGAGCAGCCGCAAGCCGAGUGUCGAGCUGAAAGCCCAACAAGUGCCCUGGCUAGCUAUCCACAAAUCCAGUCUCCGCAUAAGUAAACCGCUGGUUUCACGGCCCUCGAUCUCGUCUACCCACAUUACUGGGAGUCCUGACAAAUCCCUCAAUCUACAAUAGGCUCACACUAGAACUCGGUGCCAUCGCUUUAGGUCAAAUGACAGAGGAGGCCACCACACAUACCCGGCGUAAACAGCCCCUAAUGCGCACUGUGGGAAAACACGGCAACCGCUCCUCGACGCGGCUGUCGAAAAUGGGCCGUGGGAAUAAUGCGGCCGGAAUUACCCCGUUGACGAAACUGACCGCAGACAACCCAAUUGAAGGUGGCGCGCCAAGAUUCCUGGGCGAGCGAACAAGGGAGAGAUCAUCAGACUCUUUGCCCCGAGUCCAUUCCGCGGGCCGGUUAACUGGAAAGCACAACAACUCGACGGCAAAACUACAUCGUAAAGCAAAGCAUGCUGCUGAUACCGUAGCACCUCGCAAGGCCGUGAUCAAUUUGGAGCACGAAGACUCGGACAAUGAUAGUAGUACCACCUACGAGGACACAGAAAGUGAAGGUGAGGGCUCAGUUGCUCUUGAAGCACCCCCCGCAGAACCCAAAGACCAGCCACAAAACUCGAGCACUACCAGCCUCAAUUUGAACGAGACGCUGCCAAAAAGACCCGAUCUCAUGCGCCGCACCUCUUCGGGGCUCUCUGUUGGCAUUAAAAACGUCGCACCCACCCCCCCACAGAUCAGCACCGAGACGGUGGUUAGCGUUACAUCGGCCGUCGACAUGGCAAACGCUUUGAACUCGUUGUCGUCCAAAUCCCAGUUCGUUGAGGAGGGCGACUUUGUCUCGCGAGCAAUGACCCACAGCCACUCGGCAAUCGAUCUCAAGGGCAUUGUCGGCGCCAACCCGUUGAGAACUCAGCAAAAGCUGCUUGUCAGACAACAGCAGUCCCGCAGCACACACGGCUUGUCGAUGCCUGAGGCUGUAGAGGCACGAAGAGGCUACGAACGUGCCGUUAAAGAGUACAUCAAUGCUCGCCAACUCGCCAGCCCCGUGAAAGCAGCCUUGAUCCGCGCAGUUAAUCGCGGCACCACCCGCACUACGCCGGUCCCGCACAGCUUAGCAAAUCCGGGUAGUACUGGCGAAGCGAGCGACUCACAGCUCAAUAUUGCUUCUUUAUCGGCCACAACCGUCGAUGAAAUGGCCGGCCUCACCGUCGACGACCACAAAAACACCUUUUCCGGUCAAGCGCAACACAUGUCAAACUAUUUGCUGUCGAACCUCUGGAACGAAGGCUGGACUGACCCCGAAAAGGUCAACGUAGACGCCUCAAACACCGAGGACAUCCAGUCUCAAGCCCAAAAGGUGUACCAGCGGAUCUCCGCCCCACAAUGGUCUGGCCGUCGCAGCUCAACUGUAAAACUGGUUUGA